This is a messenger RNA of Dicentrarchus labrax (European seabass), 5888 nucleotides long. RefSeq names its product pyruvate dehydrogenase phosphatase regulatory subunit (gene pdpr). Gene Ontology annotation, molecular function: protein binding; oxidoreductase activity. Gene Ontology annotation, cellular component: mitochondrion; mitochondrial matrix; cytoplasm. NCBI's taxonomy places the organism in Eukaryota, Metazoa, Chordata, Actinopteri, Moronidae. The transcript has 18 exons. The record is from RefSeq and is a predicted model, not a curated record. Bases 140 to 2818 code for a protein of 892 amino acids.
GUGAGUGAAGUUAGCCGGGUUGACUUUGGUACUGACUGCUGUACUCCAACACCACUUUCUGUCAUAUCACUCAGUGUCUGGUAUUCACUUCAGACCUUUAAAUAUCACCUCUGGACUCGGCUGAUUCGAAAGCACAGCUAUGUGCAGCUGUGUGCGGAGCUCCAGGGCUCUGUCCCCUGUACUGCUGCCCAGGCUGCUGCUUCCCCAGACGGGGUAUAGACUGGCCGGCAGGAGCCUCUGGACCUCCCCCCACUGUAUGGCUGUCAGUGGAGACUCCCAGCUGCUCCCACUGCCCAGUCAGGCCCGUGUGGUGAUCUGUGGAGGAGGCAUUGUGGGGACAUCGGUAGCCUACCAUCUGGCCAAACUGGGCUGGACUGAUAUAGUACUGCUAGAGCAGGGCAGACUUGGUGCAGGAACAACUAGACUGUGUGCUGGAAUUGUCAGUGUGGCCAAGCCUAUUUCCAUUGAGUGUCAAAUGGCAAACUACUCCAAUAGUCUUUACCAGCAGCUGGAGGAGGAGACUGGCGUCAAAACAGGUUAUGUGAAGACGGGGUCUCUGUGUCUGGCCCAAAAUCAGGAUCGCUUCAUCUCUCUGAAGCGCCUGGCAUCUCGCCUAAAGGUAAUGGGGAUCAGCUGUAGCAUCAUUAAGCCUAAAGAGGUGGCCAAACUUCACCCUCUUGUUAACAUUCAUGACCUGGUGGGGGCACUUCAUCUGCCUGCAGAUGCUGUGGUGUCUCCACCUGAUCUUAACCACGCCCUGGCUGUGGCUGCAGCUGGACAUGGGGUUCAAAUCCUGGAGCGAACCAGUGUCCAGCAGGUUCUGGUAGAGAAGGGUCAAGUGAUGGCGGUAGAGACUGACCGUGGCUCCAUCGAGUGUGAAUAUUUUGUCAACUGUGCUGGACAGUGGGCUUAUGAGCUGGGCCAGGCUAGUGAGAUGAAGGUGUCUGUUCCUCUUCAUGGCUGUGAACACUUCUACCUUCUCACCAAACCUCUCCAGGAGCCACUUCCACCCAGCACACCAGUGGUGAUCGAUAUGGAUGGCAGGAUAUAUGCACGGCCAUGGCAGGGAGGCCUUCUUUCAGGGGGCUUUGAGAAGAACCCCAAACCCAUCUUCACAGAGGGCCGCAACCAGCUGGAGAUCCAGAACAUGCAGGAGGACUGGGACCACUUUGAACCAAUGCUGAGUGCCUUGUUGAGGAGAAUGCCAGGUCUUGAGUCAGCUGAGAUCCAUCAGUUGGUCAACUGUCCGGAGUCCUUCACCCCUGAUAUGCGCUGCCUGAUGGGGGAGACGCCGGGUGUCUCUGGCUACUACGUGCUGGCAGGGAUGAACUCCUCUGGCUUGGCCUUUGCUGGAGGAGCUGGCAAGUACUUGGCAGAGUGGAUGACUUAUGGCUACCCUACUGCCAAUGUCUGGGCACUGGACAUCAAACGCUUUGGAAACCUGCAGAGCAGCCGAACCUUCCUGCGACACAGAGUAAUGGAAGUCAUGCCUCUGCUGUACGAACUAAAGGUUCCUCGCUGGGACUUCCAGACCGGGCGUCAGCUGCGGACCAGCCCUCUGUAUGACCGUCUGGACACCCAGGGAGCUCGCUGGAUGGAGAAACAUGGUUUUGAAAGGCCCAAAUACUUUGUUCCUCCAGGGAAAGAUCUUCUGUCUCUGGACCAGAGUAAGACGUUCUACAAACCGGACUGGUUUGACAUUGUUGGAGCAGAGGUCAAAUGCUGCAAAGAGGCCGUCUGUGUCAUUGAUAUGUCGUCCUUCACCAAGUUUGAACUGACUUCAACGAAGGACCAGGCCCUGGACCUGCUGCAACAUCUGUGUGCCAACGACCUCGAUGUUCCUGUUGGACAUAUUGUCCACACCGGCAUGCUGAAUGAGAGGGGAGGCUAUGAGAAUGACUGCAGCGUGGUCCGCCUCAGCAAGAACAGCUUCUUCAUCGUGUCUCCAUCAGACCAGCAGGUCCACUGUUGGUCCUGGAUAAAGAAACACAUGCCCAAUGACCCACACCUUCACCUAGAGGAUGUCAGCUGGAAGUACACUGCUUUAAAUCUGAUUGGACCUCGUGCAAUGGACGUUCUGGCUGAGCUGUCGUAUGUUUCCAUGACACCUGACCACUUCCCCUCCAUGUUCUGUAAGGAGAUGAGUGUUGGCUAUGCCAACGGGAUCAGAGUGAUGAGUAUGACUCACACUGGCGAACCAGGUUUCAUGCUCUACAUACCUAUAGAGUAUGCUCUGCACGUGUACAACGAGGUAAUAUCAGUGGGUCAGAAGUACGGGAUUCGUAAUGCAGGGUACUACGCACUGCGCAGCCUACGCAUAGAGAAAUUCUUUGCCUUCUGGGGUCAGGACCUGGACACCUUCACCACCCCGCUGGAGUGUGGACGAGAGUUCAGGGUUAAGUUUGACAAGGACACAGAUUUCCUUGGUCGUGAGGCCUUGCUGCAGCAGCGUCAGGACGGUGUGUCUCGGCGGUUUGUCAUGCUUGUUCUGGAGGACCAUGACACUGAGCUGGACCUGUGGCCGUGGUGGGGCGAGCCCAUCUACUGUAACGGUCAGCUAGCCGGAACAACCACCAGCAGCGCUUACAGCUACACUCUGGAGCGCCACGUCUGCCUUGGCUUUGUAUCUCCACCGCCUGGCCCAGAAGGGCUCCCCACACCCAUCACCCCGGACUUCAUCAACCGUGGGGACUACGAGGUGGACAUUGCUGGCCAGCGCUACCCAGCCAAAGCCAAACUCUACCCCUUCAGCUCCCUCUUCACCCAACAGAAACGCCGCAAGGAGGACAUUGAGCUCAGCAACCUCCAUGGGAAGUGAUGUGGAGUAAUGAAAGGCCUCUUACUUGUCUCAGUAGGGGCUUCUGUGUGUCCUCCAGUUCACCAAAUUCACUCCUGCACUUACCCCGCAGUGCCAACCUAUCGUCCCUUUUCUAGCUCCUAACCCGAGGGCUGUAUGCACAAUCACUCCUUAUCCCUCUAAUAUUUAACUUCCACGUUGCGUCUCCCUCUUUCAAAGUGCAAUAUUUAAGACUCACCAAAUGCUUGAGCUGUAUCCAAUACGGAGCUCCUGUGUCAUCAGAUUCUGCAGUUUUCAGCCCUCACACUCAAACACAGUGCACUCCACACAGUCUCUGGUUUACUGGGGCAGUCUGCGGUUAAGUGCCUUUGCCAAGGCAACAUCAACAAUAUGUGUUGAGGUUGAGGACUCUUUCACUUUGUUCACUUUAACCCAUCCAGAAGGGAUUUUGACAGCCAAAUCUUCUCCACUAGUGUUCCAGUCGCUGUAAUGUUUUGACACUGCACUGUCUGGAAGAGUCUGAAAGAAAUGUCAUCCAAUGCUGAUGCGCAAAUGCCUACACAGUCAAUGUAGUUGUUGACUUCACCGUCAAACAAAAUGUAAAUUUGCUGCUGUAAAGAAUAUGAGUGAUGUGAUGUGGUCUAAUUUGAAUACUUUACACUGUCCACUACAUUAUCCUUAACAAUGAAGGCUGAUCCCUUCAUUAAAUAUUCUUCUUGGACAGGGGAAAAAAGGCCUGGAAAAGCCAUGGCAAAAAAUCAGGAAGCCUGAUGAGUAAACUGUUGUUUUGUGUGCCGCCCAUUACUCUUCUUCCAGUCGUGUUGAAAAGGCUCCCCAGGCAAAAUGACCUUUUUUCUCUUGGUAAUGUCUUUAUCAUCAACUCUCAACUGUUCUGGUGUUUUUCUGCUGUGUGUCGAGCUUGUGGUAAUGUACUGACGGUAAUAUAAUCCGACCUGUUAUUUAUGUUUCGUUUUAAAGCAGCGUCGCUCUUUUGAUGAUUGAGUUUUGUUUUGCUGAUGUGUCGCUGAAUGUGUGGCUGUUGUUAGGUGCACUGCAGAUGAGGGAAGGCAAAAUGGGAAAGCUGCGACUGGAGCUGUACUCCCAGAGUUCACAAUAUCUUACGUCGGUGAUGAGAUUUGCCUGAUCCAGAGUUACGAUGUUUGUGUAAAAGAAGGACUUCAUUGUGAUUUGAAAUAAAGCGAUGUAUUUUUGUAUAGUUAGUGUGUAUAAAAUCUCUAUUUUCAGUACUGGACAUUUUUUCUAGUCAAUCAGUUUUAGGUUCAAUCAGCUGUAUGAAUCAUCUAUAAAUUACUUCAUUCUUGCGGUUGUCCUUCUGAUUGUGCAUUAUUUCAGAUGCUUUUCCUGUCUUAUUGUGUAAAUGUAAAUGUAAAUAUAAUUUGUCAGCAGCAGCUUCAUGUUUACCUACAUGUACAUUUAUGUAUGUCUUUAAAGGGACCUCUUCAGAGGUUGAAAGUCAGGGAGAACUACGGAGCAGCAGGCCUGCAGCUGGUAGGGAUGUUGUCGAUGUACAGAUAAAGUGGCAGUUGAAAGUUGAAUUCAUCAAGUCAACACUGUAUUUGUUGUUCUGCACCAAACUGCUUGUUGACCAGCUGGGAACCUUAAAGCUCGCUCAACUGACUAAAUGAUCAAUUGAAACCCACGGCAGUCACUUACCUUCCUUCCAUAAUCUUUAGGUGCACAGACAUCUAAAUAAGGCAUAAAGAAUAUAGAUAUGAUGUUGUCCCCUUGCUAUACUGUAAUACUUUGCUGCUGAGUGAAGAUACAUAAUCUAGUAGGGUUUCCUGAUAUUGUCACGUUCAAAUUAGUUUGUUUAAUAUUGAUUGCAGUCAGAGUUGUACUACAUGGAUGCAGAUUGUUCUACAGUUUCCAGCAUUUAGAAAUGUUAAGUGACGCUUGAGUAGAAAAGGCAAAAGGAUAGACAGCAGGGAACUCACUGCAGUAACUCCCGGUGUUUGACAGGCCUUUUUAUGAGACAGAUUUACUCCAGGCAUACACGUUUUUGAAUUAUGAUUUAUUUACAGUGUAUCUCCAACUCCUUGUCUAAACCUGUUAUUCCUAUGGUUGGAAAAUCCUCAUGAUGUCAAGAGCAGGGGAUUGUCAGCACCAGUUGAAUCUGUUUGAGGGCUGCUGAAGCAAAUUAAAGUAUUUACAAUUGCAAACAAAAGUUUGAUUAUUAAGGGCUAAUAUCGCUUUGUGUUAUGUUGUUAAUAUAAAAAUAAGCAUUUGCAUGUGAGAGCACUGAAUCAUCACUUUGUAUCUCCUGGUACUGUAGUAGCAGUGGCACUCUGCUUUGGCUUUAUGUGAUAAACUUAAAGGGUCUCAUUUAUACAAGAAGCUAACACAUUUUAGUUGUAUCAUUACUAAAGAGUCUUCUCAUACCAGUAUUGUAUAAUUGAGGCCCCGUUAAUAAUUAAUGGUGUAGCUGUGAGGACAUCUGUGGAUUCUGUGUGAAGGUGACUGAAACAAAUUCCUGUGUUGUGUUGACACUGAUCACUUGACCACUUUGGGUCAUUUCAGCUUGGUUUUUCCCACCGUCAGACUAAAAUGUUGAGCGAAUGAGUGAAGGGGGACUGGCCUUGUGAGUAUUUGCACUAAAUAAGGGCAUCCUGCUGUUUUGUUUCUUACUGUAUGUGGUCACAUGGUUUCAAUGGCAUUCGAGGGAUUUGGAAUUUGGGAGUUUUCUUGUAUUUCAAAGGUUAAAGACAAUCUGAGGUGGUCUCUGGAAACACUAUAGCUGAAUAUCAAGCAUAUCAUCUAAAAGGUUGAAGGCAAAAAAAAAAACAGUCAAUGGCUAAAGCUAAACAUCUGUGUUGAAAAGUCUAUUGUAAUGAUUACUUGUGGGUGAGGUGGUAGUGUUAUUUACUCCAAACAGUGACACUCCACACCACUGGACAAUGGUUCGGUGCAUGUUUGUCUCAUUUAAUGUUUCCAUUUUAACACUUGACUGUAAAUGCCAGCUUUUUCUUCAGAGCUUUACAGUGUAUUAUAUCAUGUUAAACAGAUGUUUGGCUGUCUAAUGUACUUAAAAGGUAAAAUAUAAAGAGAACUUUGUUCAUACAAGAAGGUUGAA